Mesocricetus auratus (golden hamster) is the source of this 2569-nucleotide messenger RNA. RefSeq names its product purinergic receptor P2Y13 (gene P2ry13). The transcript has 2 exons. Gene Ontology annotation, molecular function: G protein-coupled purinergic nucleotide receptor activity. Bases 192 to 1202 code for a protein of 336 amino acids. NCBI's taxonomy places the organism in Eukaryota, Metazoa, Chordata, Mammalia, Rodentia, Cricetidae. Gene Ontology annotation, biological process: G protein-coupled receptor signaling pathway; negative regulation of adenylate cyclase activity. The record is from RefSeq and is a predicted model, not a curated record. Gene Ontology annotation, cellular component: membrane.
CCACUGGCUAGUGCUCCAAAGCGCUGAAGAUAAAGAGGUUCUAGAAAACAUGGGUAUUACAGAAGCCCGCAAGUGAAAAUGAGGAAGGAAAGCCAGUACAAGAAAGCAGAACUUUACUGCACAAGCUAUUCGUGGGUUGCGCUAAUGACUGUCACAACACACACAGCCGAGUGUCUUCCCAAACCAAGCCAAUGCUUGAGACAGCCAAUACCACCACGGGGAUGCAGGACUUCAACAAGUCUGAGCGGUGCCCCAGAGAUACUCGGAUGACACAGCUGGUGUUCCCAGCCCUCUACACGGUGGUCUUCUUGACUGGCCUCCUGCUGAACACCUUGGCCCUCUGGGUGUUCGUUCACAUCCCCAGCAACUCAACUUUCACCGUCUACCUCAAGAACACCCUGGUGGCGGACUUGAUAAUGACACUAAUGCUUCCUUUCAAAAUCCUUUCCGACGCACACCUGGGACCCUGGCAACUCAGAGGCUUCGUGUGCGUCUUCUCUUCCGUGGUCUUUUACGAGACCAUGUACGUCGGCAUCAUAAUGCUGGGCCUCAUCGCCUUUGACAGAUUCCUCAAGAUCAUCAGGCCUUUCAAGAACUCCUUUGCAAGGAAACCCGCUUUUGCAAAGGCAGCCUCAGCUGUCACCUGGCUCCUGAUGUUCCUCAUCUCCCUGCCCAACAUGAUCUUGAACAGCAAGGAGGCGACGCCGUCGUCAGUGAAGAAGUGUGCGUCCUUGAAGAGUCCCCUGGGGCUGGUGUGGCACCAGGUCGUCAACCAAACAUGCCAGUUCGUUUUCUGGUCUGUGUUUACUCUGAUGCUUCUCUUUUACGUGGUGAUUACCAAGAAAGUAUACAAUUCCUACAGAAAGUUCACAAGUAAGGAGGACAAACACAGAAGAGUGGGGGCGAGAGUGUUUGUCGUCAUCGCCGUGUUCUUCGUCUGUUUCGCUCCGCUGCAUUUUGUCAGAAUCCCAUACACCUACAGUCAGACCAACAAGACCAACUGCCGGCUAGAAAACCAACUGUUCGUCGCCAAAGAAGCAGCUCUCUUUUUGGCUACAACCAACAUUUGUAUGGACCCGCUAAUAUACAUACUCUUAUGUAAGAAGUUCACAGAAAGGAUGCCGUGCUUGCGAGGCAGAGCGACGGCAGCACCGGGCCAGGAGCACCACUGCAGUCACACAGACAACAUCACCCUGGCCUGACAGCAUGUCCCACACAGUCAUUCUGCUCGCAGCUUUGCUUCUGUCUGAGGACGGGACUUUAGAAAGAUCAUCUGCUUGGAGACUUCGUGUAAGCCUUACAGGAAAAUGGGGGGGAGGACAAAUGUUUUCCUACUUUUUAUUACCCUAAAAUACGGAGAUUAGGCACAUUGUAACUUACCCAGAUAUAUUUACAAGCAGGAUGAAUUUACAUUGGGCAAAUGGCCACUAGGUGUCACCUUUUGAAGAGCAUUUGUGUAACAGAGAAAAGACUAAUGGGUAACAGGUAUGCCUAAAAGAGAAACUAACAAAAAAAAAAAAAAAAAAACCUCCCUCCUAGGGACCACCUCACAUUCUCUCUCAUACAUCAUUCCUAAAACAUUGUGGUGGCUUCUAUAGCCGUCAGAAUGCCGACACCUGUGGGCAUAAACCAAUAAACUUGCCCAUCCAACACCUGUGGAGGGCAGCCUAAGGCAGUAGUAGCUGAAAGAGAUACAGUCUGAGGAGCCAACGUGGGCCAAGAUGAUCCCAGGAAUCCCCAGAUGUUUCUCCUUACAAGUCCACCAGAAGAGGCACAGCCUACAGGCAAAGCCAGCACACAGCCCUGUGCCAUCUGGGAGGCAGAAGGGGAUGCUGGGGCCUUGUUGUACACGUCCUUAUACUAGUUUGCUGUGAUGCCGGACCGCAUUUCCCAAAGACAGGGUUCUUAAAAAGACAGAUACGUCACACAUUUUUGGUAUCUUCUAAAACCCUACACACACACACACACACACACACACACACACACACACACACACACACACACGGACUGCAGACUCCCAGCACACAGGACAUACUAACCAUGGUGCAUAUAGGCGAUGGAACGGUUGCUAAUACCCGUGUGGGAAGAUUUUUCUCAAAGUCUGAUUCAUUCUACUUGGGCCCAUAUGCUUUUCUGGAUCUCUUUGUGGGUUUACAUAAAAGCAAAGUGUGUUCUCCUGGAAUUGUGCGUGCUGCCGUUGAACUUUCCUAGAGGGCAUGAGGACUCUCCCUCUAACCCUGCCUGCAAGAUGAAGUCUCGGGUCUCUCCCCUCCCUGCACUCCUCCUCGCCCCACAGCCCACAGGACCUCCCAUCUGUCUCUAUGGCGAACCCCAGAGCUGCCAUCACUCACUCCAGGUAAUCUCAGGCGUCCAAUGCCCAGCCUCCCGCUACUGCCUCAGCCCCAAUCACUCCCCCGCCCAGCUGCACGGCGUCAUUCCCCACAUGGCUUUGUGAUAAUCUGGUUAAAUGCAUCUACCCCUUAAAUAGACUGGGUAUAUAUUUUGAGGACAGAGAAAGUUUCAUUGUUUAAUUAAUAAAUGUUAAUAAAUGCUUGCUAAGCAAAUCAAA